Molecule: messenger RNA, 1755 nt
Organism: Erigeron canadensis
Lineage: Eukaryota; Viridiplantae; Streptophyta; Magnoliopsida; Asterales; Asteraceae
Exons: 4
Coding region: 1-1368 (455 amino acids)
Biological process (GO): nucleosome assembly; negative regulation of DNA recombination; chromosome condensation
Cellular component (GO): nucleolus; nucleus; nucleosome
Molecular function (GO): double-stranded DNA binding; nucleosomal DNA binding
Source: RefSeq, a predicted model, not a curated record
AUGGACCCAAAUCCAAAUCCAAAUCCAAAUCCAAAUAUGGAUCUACCUCCUCCGACUCCGAUCACCACCACCGAUCACCUCACUGACCCAUCUCAGGCUAUCAUCACCACUCACCCACCUUACCCCCAGAUGAUAGUAGCUGCAAUUAGUGCUCUAAAAGAUAAAGAUGGGUCAAGCAGACAAGCUAUUUCCAAAUACAUUGAAAAAGAAUUUUCAAAUUUACAACCCACUCAUGCUACUUUGCUCACUAACCAUCUUAGAAGAAUGAAGAUGAAUGGUCAACUCAUUAUGGUCAAACAUUCUUAUAUGUUACCACCUGUUUUGUCAUCUGGGUCUACUACUCUUGUUUUUGCUGCUGACAAUAAUAUUAAUAAUAAUACUAAUAAUAACAACAACAAUAAUAAUAAUUUGGAUAAUUUGGGAUCCGGGUUGUCGAAAAGGAAGCCGGGUCGUCCUGCGAAGCUAAAACCCGUUGUACCCGGGAUAUCGGCUGUGCAGAAUCAGAUGCCUAAUGUUCAAGUUUAUAAUGCGAAUGUGAGUGCGAAUACGAAUGCUGUUGUGCAGCAGCAGCAGCAGCAGGGUUAUCAGCCACAGUUUCAGUAUAAUGUAGGUGGUGUAGGUAGUGGUCCGGAUAUUCAGGUUAGUUACGUGGCGGGUGUGGGUGUUCCUGACCCGCUUCUUGCUUCAAUUGGAUUGGGUGAUGACCGUGUUGCUGUUACGUCGACUGGAGGGAAUACAGCGGUGGUGGCGAAAAGGGGUCGUGGGCGUCCUCCCAAGAGUGGCGGUCGUCCUCCAAUGAGUGGUGUCCGUGGUGCUUUAAUUCAGAGGAAGGAAGCUGGUGCUGGGGGUGAAGUUCAAGGAAUCGAGAAGAGAGCUGGCAAGCCAGGGAGGAAGCCGAAAAGUAUUACGGCGAUGAUGGCUGCUAAUGGUUUAAGGGUUAAGGCACGAGGUAGACCGAAGAGGAUUGGAGUUGGGCCGGUGGCUGUGCCAUUGUCUGGAAAUGCGUUGAAGCCAAAAGGAAGGCCGAAGAGGUUUGCCGGACCAAUUGUGUCUGUUAAUGGUGGUGUUGGUGAAAUGGGAUUUGUUAAAAAAAGACCUGGUCGGCCUCCUGUCAACCAGAUCGCUAAUCUGACUGGAAAUCCUCUGGGCAGGCCGAGCAAGAGUGGACCUGGGACGGCAGUACUGGUGACAGACCCCCGACAGCUUGUCGUUUAUCAAGAAUUGAAGAACAAAUAUGAGCUUCUACAAUCAAAAGUUAAACACGUGGCAACUGUGGUGAAAACCUGCAUCGACCCCGUCUAUGGAAAUGCUGCAUUAGGGGCAUUACAGGAACUGGAAGCUCUAGCUGGAGAAGCCAAUGCACCAUAACAUGGUCAAACCUAGGAACUGGCAACCCUUUUCCCUGUGAUUAGGUCUUUUAGCAGCCAAGGUAGAUGCUUGCAUGAGAAUUUAAUUUAAAAGUUGGUUAAGUUUAGGCGAUCCUGAACAGGGAUUUAUUAAGAAGAAAACCGUCAUCCAUGAACCCUUUGUUUCCAGUAUGUAUAAAAGUAGUCAUGAUAUGAUGCUAACCAACAACUACUACUCAGAUGGUUUCUAUUCAUUUGUGUUUCAGUUUUUCUAGGAUGUGACACUGGUAUGUUCCCCUUUUGGGUUUAUGACCUUUUUUAUGCACUCGGUGGCAGGUAUUGCCAAAUUAAAUCAUCACCGAUACAUAAUGGAUGGUCAUUACUUGAAAUGGCUCUUUGAAUGUGUAAA